GUGUCUCUCACCUUUUCGUUCGUCUCUUUCUCCAUCGCUGCUUCAAAGACGAAGAAGCUCCUCUUCCUUCUUGCCUCUUCGAAAAACCCAGAAAAGAAAAGAAAAGAAUAAAACAAAACAAAACAGAGAGAAACAUCCUCGGGACGUGCGUUUCAGUUCUAGUUUACCCAUCAAAAGUUUUGGAUUUCUUAGCAUGCUUGGUCUGUGAAGAUAGAAAGAACAAAAAAUGAAAGUUGAUUUUGCAGGAGGUGGCGUGGAAGCAGCAUUCAACGAACUAUUCACGGCGGUGAAGGUGGUAGUGCAAACCGUCCGAGCGUUUGGUCCCCAGCUCAAGAAGAUUGAAAACACCUUGCGCAAAAUAGAACCAAUCAUUGAGGAAUGGGACAAGUUCAACAAACGGCUGGACCGUAGUCCGACAGAGAUGGAUCCCAUCAAGGACCUAUUGGAUAGAGGCAAAGGACUGAUCGAGAAGUGCAAAAGGAUCCGCCGGCUCCACGAAGUAUAUGCACUCCAAGAGGCUGAAGGCAUUCAAUGCAGAAUUAUUGGGUGAUUUCAAGCUUUACAUCCAACUGCUGGAUGCGAGAAACAACGGCGAGAUGUUGUGGGAAGUGAAGGAGAUCAGGACAGAACUCAAGCAAGUCAAAGAGUUGAUCUGCCCCGGUCAAGUGAACGGUGUUGCCCUCCAGAGCAGACUCGGUGCUGCGGGCAACCUCGCGGUCCCUGACGCGCCUGAGUUCAUUGUUGGGUCAGUGGUGGAGGCAUCCCUGAGGAAGCUCAAGGACCAGUUGCUGAAGGAGGGAGUGUCUGUGAUUGUUGUGACCGCCCCAGGCAGGUGCAGGAAGACGAUGCUUAAGAAAUUGUGUCAUGACAUGGAUAUUGAAGUCAAAUUCAACAACAUCAUGUUCGUCCCUGUAUCGAAGAAGCCCAACCUGACAGACAUUGUCCAGAAAAUGUUUCAACAUAAUGGUCUCAAGGUUCCUGAGAUUGUAACGGAAGAUGAUGCAGUUCAUUACAUGCAGCAACUGCUCAUAGAUAUAGGCCAAAGUCCUGUGUUGCUUGUGCUGGACGAUGUCUGGACUGACUUGCAAUCCAUAAUAGAGAAAUUUGUCUUCAAGAAGAUAAAACAUUACAAGAUUGUGGUGACAUCAAGAUAUGAAUUUCCUCAUGUUGGUCUUGUGCAUCACCUGAACCCACUGCCUCAUGGGGAAGCCCUGGAACUUUUUUGUCAAUAUGUUGCUGUUGAUGGUAGAAGCUUGGUUGCACCAGAUGAUGAUAUCUGGGAUAAGAUAGUGAAUCGCUGCAAGGGAUUGCCGUUGGCUCUUACAGUCGUUGCCAAGUCUCUCCGAGGAAAGGAUCGUUCGUUCUGGGAAACAAAGCUUCUUAAUUUGUCCCAUUUGGGUUUGGACAGUGACAUUCUCGAUUGCCUCAGAAAGAGCUUGGAUGACUUGGAUGGUGACCCUUCGAUCAAGGAGCAUUUCAUGGACCUCGGCUCAUUUCCAGAGGAUCGCAAGAUCCCCGCCACUGCCCUUAUUGAUAUGUGGGUGGCGUUGUAUGGGCAAGAUUUCAAUGAAAUGCAGGCUGUUAAUGACCUCCAUGAGCUCGUUUACAGGAACCUAGCUGAUCUCGUAAUCACCAGGAGAGAUUCAAGUGAAGAGGAGGACAAAUGUUACAGCAGCCACUAUGCUACACAGCACGAUCUGCUUAGAGAGUUGGCCAUCAUGGAGCGCAACGUUCGAACACUCUCUCUCUCAAUGACCUUUAGGGAAAAAUUUAGUUUGUUGGUAGUUAAAUUAUCUUUAACCUUCUAUGUUCAUGAUGCAAAUGGAAGAUUCUCAACACCUUGGCCAAAUCUUCAAUUACCCGAAGCUGAGGCUCUUGUCUUGAACAUCGAGACCAAUCAAACCAAAACUUAUGCUUUGCCGGAAUUCAUUGAAAAAACAGAUAAGCUCAAAGCCCUAAUAGUAACAAACUUUAGUUUCUUUCCAGUUGAGCUAUGCAACUUCCAUGUUUUUGGGUCUAGUUUAAGGAGGAUUAGGCUCGAAUGCGUCACGGUUUCUCUCCAAAGCAUGGGAAAGCUACGCUUGAACAGUUUACAAAAGAUAUCAUUUUUCAUGUGUGACAUAGGGCAGGCUACGACGUUGAUCGAUGCCAAAAUCUCUGAUGCAAUGCCAAAAUUAGUGGAGCUCGAUAUCGACUAUUGCAAUGAUCUUAUGACAAUACCGGAUAGCAUAUGUGAGAUAAAGCCUCUAAAGAAGUUUAGCAUCAUAAACUGUCAUAAUUUCUCUGCACUCUCUAAACAACUUGGGCAAUCAACUUCCCUCGAAGUAGUUAGGCUUAAUUCGUGCACAAAUUUGUUGCAAUUACCAAACUCAAUUAGAACCCUCCAAAAAUUGAUGUCUCUCAAUAUAUCCGAUUGCCUAAACCUGAGCACUCUGCCCAAUCAAAUUGGUCAAUUAGAUAAUCUCAAGAAGAUCAACAUGAGAGGAUGUUUGAGGUUGUCUGUGCUACCACGGUCAAUCAUGAGGUUGAGGAACUUGAAGAAGGUGAUUUGUGACCAAGAAAGAGAAGUCUUGUGGGAGCCUCUCAAGAACAGUCUCAAUAGCUUGAAUAUAAUGGCGUUUGAAGAAGAGCCUAACUUAGAUUGGCUGUGUGAUUAAGAAGAGAGCUAUCAACCGAUGAUC
Messenger RNA from Eucalyptus grandis, 2681 nucleotides. RefSeq names its product probable disease resistance protein At5g66900. The record is from RefSeq and is a predicted model, not a curated record. NCBI's taxonomy places the organism in Eukaryota, Viridiplantae, Streptophyta, Magnoliopsida, Myrtales, Myrtaceae. Gene Ontology annotation, molecular function: ADP binding. Gene Ontology annotation, biological process: defense response to fungus.